AUGGCUUCAUCCUCUGGCAAAAUACCCUGGGAUACGUAUACUCGCCACGAGUUGUUCCAGAAGUACGGCAAUGUCGUCCGCACUGGCCCCAAUGAGUUAUGCUUCGCAGACAUAAAUUCCAUCAAAGAGAUCUAUGGCCAAAGUGCAGAGCCAUGCCUCAAGAAUUCUUUCUACGAUGGCUUCACGUUAACUGGAGGAACACAUUCCGUCUUCUCCUCCAGAGAUCGUGCGGCUCACGCCCGAAUGCGCAGACUCUUAUCCAACGGUCUCUCGGAGCGUGGAGUACUUCGUGUACAAGACGAGCUCAAGGUGAUGAUUGAGCGAUAUCUAGACAUAAUUCUCGAACAGUCUAAGAUACGGUCCCCAGACAAGGGUAGACAGCGCGAAACUCCUGUUAUCGAGCUCCACGACCUGACUCAUAACCUCUACCAUGAUAUUAUCAGCCUCCUCAGUUUCGGAAAAUCAUUCGACAUCCUUGCAAAUGGACGCAAAAACCAAGGUGCUGAAGACAUUGAAACGUACUUUAGCAUAUGUCCCCUUUAUGGCACCUUCCCCCUGGCACGAUAUCUUCCAUUCGGAAUCUUCAAAGCCGCCCGGCAAGCACAGCCGCGAAUCAUCAAGUUCGUGCAAUCUUGUAUCGACGAUUACAGAGAUAGACUCACCCACGAGAAGAAUGGAGGUGCUGUGUCGUCACAAGAAGGCCUUCUCCGACUUAUGCUCGAAGCCAAAGAUGAAGAAACAGGCACGACGUUUUCGGAUGAAGAGCUCAUUGAGAACGCUGUUAUUUUCAUCCUCGCUGGGAGCGGGACCACCGCCUCAACACUCCUCUACCUGAUUUAUGAGCUAGGUAGAAGACCACAUAUGCAACGAAGGCUCGAGAAGGAAAUUCGAGAUGCUUUUCCUGAGCCGGCCGUCUUCCCGGACUUCGAUACUGCCACAAGACUGCCAUAUCUCAACAACAUCGUCCAAGAAGUCCUUCGUCUCCGUGGGCCUAUCCCCACGACAGCACCACGCCUCUCACCCGGGAAAUCAAUCGGGGGCCACCACAUCCCUGCGGGCGUGACCGUUAGCAACCUACCUUACAGUACUCAGCGCGAUGCGACCGUCUUCCCAGAUCCGCACACCUUCGAACCCGACCGCUGGGACGAACCAACACCAGAGAUGAAGCUCAUGAACCGCCCGUUCAGCUCAGGCCCGCGCAACUGUGUCGGCAUGCAUCUUGCUCGCGUGCAGCUGUUCCUCACGGUCGUGGCGCUGUAUCAAAGAUUUGACAUCGAGGUGGACCCGUCCACAACGGAGGAGAUGAUGGUGCUGCGGGAUCAGGGUAUCAUGACGCCUGUGGGGAGAAAGCUGUGGUCUUCAGAAAGCCAAGACUCGGCAUCCCCACCCGCGGCUGUCAGCCUCAGUUUUCUCAAAGCUACCCAAGGCUUCUCCCUAGCCACUCUUCAGAAACUUUUGGAACGGCCCUGGAUACCGAAGUAG
Molecule: messenger RNA, 1482 nt
Organism: Exophiala bonariae
Lineage: Eukaryota; Fungi; Ascomycota; Eurotiomycetes; Chaetothyriales; Herpotrichiellaceae
Exons: 6
Coding region: 1-1482 (493 amino acids)
Molecular function (GO): oxidoreductase activity, acting on paired donors, with incorporation or reduction of molecular oxygen; monooxygenase activity; iron ion binding
Source: RefSeq, a predicted model, not a curated record